Messenger RNA from Nicrophorus vespilloides, 2591 nucleotides. RefSeq names its product peroxidase. Gene Ontology annotation, molecular function: peroxidase activity; heme binding. Gene Ontology annotation, biological process: response to oxidative stress. The record is from RefSeq and is a predicted model, not a curated record. Bases 177 to 2195 code for a protein of 672 amino acids. Lineage: Eukaryota; Metazoa; Arthropoda; Insecta; Coleoptera; Silphidae. The transcript is spliced from 8 exons.
CAGUCGUGUGCUGUGCCGCUCCGCAAAUUCCCCCAAAAAUAUACAUAUUUUUUUGUAUAUAUAUAUAUUGUAUACUGUCUUUGGACGAGGGAAUUCGUAGCUCAGUUCUGCACGGAGGCCGAAGAUAUAUCUCCAGUUUCUUUGGAAUUUAACCGGAAAUUCUUAAAUUUUUGGUCAUGUUGCCGUUUUUGGGCUUCGUCUUGGUGUCGCUGGUUGGUGCGGACCCACAGGGCCACUACAACGUUUUCCUGCAGCACGAGACGCCUUCCAGUUUCGGACAAGGCUUCGAUUUCAACACGAUACAGCAGAGUCCCGCAUUCGGAACACCCAGCGGAUACUUUGGUGCGACGCAAGCACCGCCAGCUGCUACCACCGUCGAUCCUAUCACUUUGGGAUGCGGCACACCUCCAGCGUCUUGCCCUAAAACCAGGUACCGUUCAUACGACGGUUCUUGCAAUAAUCUGAAGAACCCGGUGCUCGGUACACCGCAAACUCCGUACGUUCGAUUGCUUCCCGCAGUCUACGGAGACGGCCUCAGCACUCCGACUGAAUCCAAGACUGGAAAACCUCUUCCACCUUCUCGCGUCGUCAGUUUGCUGUUGUACCCUGACGUUCCUUUGGAAGAUCCAAAAUGGACUUUGAACGCUAUGCAGUACGGACAGAUCAUCACGCACGACAUGAGCAUGAUUGCUGGUUCAACUCAAGCUCAACCUCACCAGACUCGUUGUUGCACCGAUGAUGGACAACUCUUGGAGUUGGCCAACAUUCCUGAACAUUGUUACCCGAUCCUCGUACCACAGGAUGACCCAGCUCACGCCCAAACCAACACCAAAUGCAUGAACUUCGUGAGAACCAUCACCACCAGAGACAGGAGAUGCGUCAGCGACUACGAACCUGCCGAACAAUUAACCGUAGUCAACCAUUUCUUGGACUUAUCCAUUGUCUACGGAAACAACAACGACGUGAACAGACAAGUAAGGGAAUUCCGCGGUGGAAGAUUGAGGGUUGAUGUGAGGAGAGGAAAGGAAUGGUUGCCACGUGCCGCCAACGCUACCGCUUCGUGCAGUAUUCAAAGCCCGCAAGAGGCCUGCUACUUCGCAGGAGACACCCGCGUCAACCAGAACCCUCAACUCACCCUCCUCCAAACCAUUUUGAUGAGGGAGCACAACAGGAUCGCCGACGUCCUCUCAAAGUUGAACCCUCAUUGGGACGACGAGAUCAUCUUCCAAGAAGCAAGGAAAAUCGCGAUUGCCGAACAUCAACACAUCUCCUAUUACGAAUGGCUUCCAAUCUUCAUCGGAGCCGACAACUCGCUGAAGAACAAGAUUCUCUUCAACACCAAAAAUUAUGUUGAUGAUUACUCCGAGCACGUGGAUCCGACCAUCAUCAACGAACACGCCACUGCCGCUUUCAGAUACUUCCAUUCGGCCAUCGCCGGACAUUUAGACUUGGUCACUGAGCACCGUUCCAGCUACGGUAACGUCCGUUUGAGCGAUUGGCUCUUGAGGCCUGCCAUCCUUGAAGAGGAAGAUAACUUCGAUGAUUUGACCAGAGGUUUAGCCACUCAACCAGAAUUAAACGUAGAUCAAUAUCAUGAUAACGAGAUCACCCAAUAUUUGUUCCGUGGAGACCGUCCGUUCGGAGCCGACUUGAAGGCCAUCGACAUCCAAAGAAACAGGGAUCACGGUUUGGCUUCUUACAAUGAUAUGAGGCACUUCUGCGGAUUGCCCAAAGCUCACACCUUCGACGACUUCACCGACGUCAUCUCCAAGGAGAACGUGCAGAAAUUGGCCGCCCUCUACCCAGAUCCCGACGACGUCGAUCUGACCGUUGGUGGAUCUUUGGAAGCCCACGUUCCUGGAACUUUAGCCGGUCCAACUUUCCUCUGCAUCUUGACCGAGCAGUUCUUCAGGACCAGAGCCGGUGAUCGUUUCUGGUACGAGCACAGCGAACACAACAACGGAUUCACCUUAUCCCAAUUGAACGCCAUCCGUAAAGUGAGCAUUUCCCGUCUGCUCUGCGACAACGGCCAUCACAUCGAAGCCAUGCAACCGAGAGGAUUCGAAAGAAUCUCCCACAGCAACGGCGUCGUACCAUGCGAAUCCCUACCAUCCGUCGACUUAUCCCUGUGGAAGGAUCUGGGCGGAGGUCAUCAAUUGGGUCACGGCUUCGAAUCCUACAACUUCAAGAAGUAAUCGACGAACGGAAAAUAAUGUGCAUCGAUAAGGAACUAAAACCUCAUCCACUUCACUCCUCCUCGAUCCUUAUCGAAAUCACAUUCCCGAUCCUCUCUUUCACUCACUCAUACUUACUCAUACACCUCUACAUUAUUGUCUUUGUUUUAUUUGUGUGUGUUUUUUUUGUUUGUUUUCCUUUCAAUCUACCCGAUUUAAUUUUAGUUCGAUAUAAAUAACGUAAUCUUAGGCAUUAUCUAUCUAUAAACACUACCGUUAAGUAUUUGUUAUUUAUGUGUACGGUUUUAAAUGUAGCGAGCAGUAAUGUUAAGAUUGAAUUAUAUAAUUUGCGUGUUUUAGAUAAGAAUCAUCCAAAUUAUUACCCAAUAAAAAUUGCUUUUAUUUUUGUAAAUUAAA